AUGUCAUUUACUGUCAAGCAAUUUCGAGGCAUCAAGGAUAUCCCGCCUGGCCCUCACUUCGUCUGGGUCACUCACCCCGAGAGCGGUGCUGUCCGAACCGGCUUCUUCAUCAUGGCUUCUGGCGCGCAGCAAGUCCAUGUUCUUCAGUGGGACAAGUUCCAUGAGACCAUUUCCGAGCCCUCGCGGGCCGAGGCCCGAUUCCAGGCUCAAGGCCUCGACACUUGCUACCAUCUGCUUGUCCCGUACAACGACCCGUCACUGAUCAACUCGGAGCUGGACAAGCGCGACGGCCUCACGCAGACAACUCUCAACUGGAAAUCCAAAAUGUGGAAGCGGCUGUCCGGGUGCAUCAACCAGCGGGUGCUUGUCCGCGUCAUCAGGCAGCAGAUCACCAGUUGGCAAGUCGACACCACGGAUCGCGUUCAGGGGGCCUUGAACGUGGCCGCAGAGAUGGAGCUUGACCGGAGCCUGCCGAAGAAUUAUCUGCAGUCAAAGGAGCUUAGGUUCAGCUUUCCGCAGAACGCCAAGACGUAUUCUGCUGAUGUUGUUGGUGCCGAUCGAACCCUGGCGGCCACGGAUGCGACAUCCUACGUAAUGUCCGUCAUGAACGACCCCAAGAAGGCGUUGUCCGAUGACGACGUCGUUGCAGAGCUCCAGUUGGCCUUUAUCAUCGGAGUGCACCUUGGAAACCACGCCUGUAUCCAACAGUGGUGGCACAUGGUGCUCAAGCUGGUCCUCAAGGCCUUUCUGUUGCCGGAGCUCCGCCCGGUCCUCGCCGCCAAACUGCUGCAGACCCUUGCCGCGCAGCUCGAAUACAGCUCCCGCUGGCUCGACGAGACCAUCCUGGACCCCAACGAGCCCAACAGCAACGAGCUGCGCCUCGCCCUCAUCAUCUACAAGCGCAGGCUCGAAGAGGUCCUUGAGGGCCUCGGCGCUGAAGCCACAAAGGAACAGCUUGCCGUCGGCACCGCCUUCGCCAAGAUCGAGUCGGAAGCCGUCGGCCUCGGAUGGGAGCUGGACGGCGACUACCUCCGCAAGGGCAAGGUGACUCUGGAGGACGGCGAGGAGGUGGACGUGGAAAUGGCCGAGCUGCAGGCCGAGGACGAGCGCGGCGAGUGGGCGCCCGAAGUUGUCGAGCUCGACGAGAAUGGUCGUCAACUGGACCUGGUGUCGUGGCACGACUAG
Trichoderma citrinoviride is the source of this 1185-nucleotide messenger RNA. RefSeq lists its product as hypothetical. Bases 1 to 1185 code for a protein of 394 amino acids. Gene Ontology annotation, biological process: spliceosomal tri-snRNP complex assembly. NCBI's taxonomy places the organism in Eukaryota, Fungi, Ascomycota, Sordariomycetes, Hypocreales, Hypocreaceae. The record is from RefSeq and is a predicted model, not a curated record. The transcript has a single exon.